This is a messenger RNA of Cololabis saira (Pacific saury), 4198 nucleotides long. It is a transcript of the gene kcnj5, whose product is annotated as potassium inwardly rectifying channel subfamily J member 5. Gene Ontology annotation, cellular component: plasma membrane. The coding region runs from base 171 to 1493 and encodes 440 amino acids. NCBI's taxonomy places the organism in Eukaryota, Metazoa, Chordata, Actinopteri, Beloniformes, Belonidae. The transcript is spliced from 4 exons. The record is from RefSeq and is a predicted model, not a curated record. Gene Ontology annotation, biological process: regulation of monoatomic ion transmembrane transport; potassium ion import across plasma membrane. Gene Ontology annotation, molecular function: G-protein activated inward rectifier potassium channel activity.
GCGAAGAGCAGGAGGAGUUGGGUGGCAAGAGGGAGGCAGGAGGGCUGUUGCUGAUUGAACAAAGCCAGGGAAGGAGCGCGCAGUCCCGGGGAGAAGAGUAGCUGUGAAAUGCCUCGAAGGGAGUCUGCCAGAUACUCCUGCGGAGACUUGAAGGUAAGCUUCAGCUGAGGAUGGCAGGAGAUUCUCGAGUCCUCAUGGACCACAAUAUGGAGAUAGGAGUAACACCUUCACAGGUGAAGAAACUCCCCAAACAUAUGAGGGAAGCUCAAAUCUCAACUGAGCGAACCCACUUGAUUUCUGAUCCAGUAAAGAAGCCACGACAGCGGUAUGUGCAGAAGGAUGGCAAGUGCAACGUUCAUCACGGGAAUGUACAAGAGACAUACCGUUACCUAAGUGACUUGUUCACGACACUGGUGGACCUACGGUGGCGUUUUAGUCUCUUAAUUUUCACAUUGGUCUAUGUUGUCAACUGGCUUUUCUUUGGGUUUUUGUGGUGGCUGAUUGCGCUCAUCCGCGGAGAUCUUAUCCACGGUGAUGAGGAGGGCUGGACCCCGUGUGUGGAGAACCUCAACAGCUUUGUCUCAGCUUUCCUCUUCUCUAUUGAGACAGAGACCACCAUUGGGUAUGGGUAUCGUGUAAUAACAGAAAAAUGCCCAGAAGGUAUUAUUCUACUUUUGAUCCAGGCCAUUUUGGGCUCCAUUGUUAACGCAAUGAUGGUGGGCUGCAUGUUUGUCAAGAUAUCACAGCCAAAGAACCGUGCAGAGACCCUCAUGUUCUCACACAAGGCUGUCAUAUCGGUGCGAGACAACAAGAUGUGCUUGAUGUUUCGGGUGGGGGACCUCAGGAACUCUCACAUUGUGGAGGCAUCAAUUCGAGCGAAGUUGAUCCGCUCGCAGCAGACCAAAGAGGGGGAGUUCAUCCCGCUCAACCAGACUGACAUCAACAUCGGCUUUGACACAGGAGAUGAUCGGCUGUUCUUGGUGUCACCGCUUAUCAUCUCCCAUGAGAUCAAUGAGAAGAGCCCCUUCUGGGAAAUGUCACUGGCCCAAAUGGAGAAGGAGGAGUUCGAGAUUGUGGUUAUCCUUGAGGGCAUGGUGGAGGCAACAGGUAUGACAUGUCAGGCGAGGAGUUCGUACUUGGACACUGAGGUUCUAUGGGGCUACCGCUUCACCCCGGUCUUAUCACUGGAAAAAGGCUUCUACGAGGUAGACUACAACAACUUCCAUGAUAUCUACGAGACCAAUACCCCGGCCUGCAGUGCCAAGGAUAUGGCUGCUAAGCUCCGGGAUGAGCCUCUUUUGCCUCAGUUGCCCCUCCUCAGCCCCGAGUCCAAAAUGCAUACUUUUGAUCCCCUAAACCGCCUCUCAACAGAGGAUCCCCUAAGCCCGGAUGAAGAAAGAGAGGAGAGGGAUCCGAGGGGUGACAAGGGAGAGACCAAUGGGUCAGCUGCUGCUCUGGGGGAACCACCUAUUGCUGAUGGUCUGACUGAGUGAAGGGCCACACCAGCUAAAAACCCAGGAAAGACUGGACAUUAUUAUACUUCAUUUAAUCAAUGGUCAGCUUGUUCCAUUGCAGUUAAUGGAGAUAAAACACAUAUUUCUCCAGCCCUCGACUCAUGCAAUACUUCGUUAGUGUGUCAAUCUAUAGUAUAGAUUGGUUUUGUAGACAAGCAAGUACAAAUUCAAAGACACACGUGCAAUAUCUAUAUAUACACUUAAAGGAUGAUUGUUCCGUUUGUCUUUUUAUAAUCAUAAUGACUACUUACUGCUAUAACUCAUCAGUUCAAGUUGAAACUGGUAGCCAUGAUAGCACACCAUGGAUUUAUUACGCAUAUGCCAAUAUUCUCAUUUUAGGGUGUGUUAAUUCAGCUUUAUUUGAGCCAGUUGUUCCCCACUUCCGCUUAAUACUUUUUUUUUUUUUUUUCAAAAAUCAGUCAAUAAAACUGAUAUGAAAAGCAAUUAAAAAAGAUCCAAAUUAAACUUUGGUGAAUAACAGCUCAGCGUAAUAGCAUCAGUAAUCUAUUUUCCAACAUAAAUCAUGCCUCCCUUUGCAAUAUCCACUGGCAAAUAUAUAUUUGAGUGUUUUCCACAGUCCACAGUCCUGUGCAAAGGUUAGAAAACCCUCUUUCAAUCCAAUGUUAUUUUGUUUAAACCUUAAUAAAAACUCACAGACCACAGUGGGUUUUAAUAUAAGAUAAAAACAACCUCAGAUAAACACCAACAUAUCUUGUCACUCUGCCAUUAUUUAUUUGACAAAAGAGAAAAGUCCCCUGAGCAAUACUAAGUACCUUCACAAUGUAAUGAUUUGGGUAUUCGCUUAUGUACAGGGGGUUCUGUCACAGAAUAUUAAUUGGAUUGAGUUCUUUCCAAAGCCUUGAAUAAUUUAUUUUUCAGCAUUUUUAAUGUAGAUUUGCUUUGUUGCAUGAAGUUUUGACCAAGCUAACAAUGACGUGCACAUGGCCUCAGAUUUGUCUCUGGAAUAGUCUGGUCUGCAGAGGCGUUCAGGUGCCCAUGUCCUGUGGCUGAAAAACAACCACAAAUCAUCAGCCAUCCACAUCCAUGUAAGACAGUGGGAACGAUGCAUUUCUGCUGAAAUGUUGUUUAGUUAUCAACAACCACAACCCUGAGCUUCGAAGCCAAAACACUAUCCAAUCUGUCCGUUGGACAGAAGUCUUCUCUUUAUUUCAACCCUAAACAUGACUGACUACUACCACCUGUAAUAUCAUGGACUUAAAUAUUUAACAUGCUCAUUAAGGCCUGAGAUGAAGCACUUAGAUGUAUUUUUAUUUAUUUAAUUUAUUGUUAUUAUUAUUAUUAAUUUAUAUUUCUCUGACCUUGGGGUACAUUUGGGAUAACUUAUUUUUCUUGUUGUUCAGCUCCAGCUGUAUUCACCCUUACACACACACACACACACACACACACACACACACACACACACACACACACACACACACACACACACACACACUGGAUUAAAAGAGGGGGUAUUAACUUUUGCACAUGACUGUAUGUACACAUUUUUCUUCAUAGUAGUAUUUUCCAAAUUACACACAAUGUGCAUGUCUCUAAUUGUGUCCCUGAGACACUGGGAGCCUUGACCCAAAAGAAACCAGUUAGUACCUCAUUUUAUACACAUCUUCAGGGUUUAAAACUAACAGUAAAACAGGUAAAUACUGUUAAAUGAUGUAUAUGCUAAUGAUUUGUCUCUUUUGAAAACUUCUUGGCUUGGCUGACAGAUUGUAUUCUCCUUUCUACUGCAGCAACUAAAGCAUUAAACCCAAGCCUUGGUAUGUAAAGCACAAUUUACCAUGAGGGGAUCCCACGGUGACCAAAGCCACCACUGAGCUACUGCUGGGGGCUGAUGCACGUCACUCCUAGUUGGAAGUAACAUCCAAAUGAAGUUUCAGUUAUGAAAUAUUUAGGCUCAAUUUCAAUUUGAAUUAUUUCUGGGUUCUUUUAUACCACAUGUUUUGAUAUUUAAGAUCCUUAACAAGCUAAAUUAAAGUAUUAUCAAAUGAUUUUAGUGCCUGGCAAGCUAAUGGAUUUUUUGCUAUUUCCUCUGAAGACCAGUUCUAACUUUUACUUUAUAAAUGGAAGCUCGUACACACAGUCACACACUUGGUCCAAUUUGCACUUUGAUGCUGGUCAACGAACCACUCCCGGGCUCUUCCACAAAUAUAUUUCAUGGCCGUUAACUGCUGAUGUGAGGGUUGACUCUUCAUCUGGGGGCCAUUUCCCAAAAGUGUGUCUAAAUUUUACUUUUUUUUCCAAAAAAACACAGCUUGCAUGCAUGAAUCCAGCCUUAACAACCUCCUUCCACCCCCCAACCCCCACAAACAAGUUUCAUACUGCGAGAAUUACAGGGUAUUUUUAGGCAUGCCAGUUAUGAGAUUUCUACAACAUGUUAUCAGAAAUAUGUUCAGUGGACUGACAUCUAAUUAUCUUAUGUUUAAAGAAAAUGAGAUUCUCUACACUGAAAUCUCCCACUCCCAACUCAGUAUUAACUUUUACAUUUUUGUUUCUUAAACAGAUGUUUUUCCAUUCAGUGUUUUUGUUUUGACUGUGAGAUUUUAGCACCUUACUAUGUAUACCAUUCGCUAAACGAUACGUUUGUUGUUAGAAAAAGACCAUCUCACUCCUAGAACGUCAUCUGUUUUCUGUGUGUUCUCAUGGGAAUAAACAUAUGGCCGAAAGAACAA